Hippocampus comes (tiger tail seahorse) is the source of this 2595-nucleotide messenger RNA. RefSeq names its product A-Raf proto-oncogene, serine/threonine kinase (gene araf). Gene Ontology annotation, molecular function: ATP binding; MAP kinase kinase kinase activity. NCBI's taxonomy places the organism in Eukaryota, Metazoa, Chordata, Actinopteri, Syngnathiformes, Syngnathidae. Gene Ontology annotation, cellular component: mitochondrion; cytosol. The transcript is spliced from 16 exons. The record is from RefSeq and is a predicted model, not a curated record. Gene Ontology annotation, biological process: protein phosphorylation; MAPK cascade. Bases 227 to 2041 code for a protein of 604 amino acids.
GAUCUGAUAGCACUCGAAAUAGACGCAACACGGAACAAGUAUGUGCUAUGUUUUGGAUGACGACGGAACAAGUCACCGCAGACUAAGCGGAGAAAGCAACAGCAACAACUCAGGAGCCGACGCAGUGGUUGCAAGUAAACAGUUUACUCUUUUGGAUCCACUGCCCCAUGACUUUCACCUGAGGUAUUGGUGUCAAGUAUAGAAUCCCCCUCCUGAUCCUCUCGUCAUGUCCUCCACCUCCUCCUACUCCUCCUCAGGAGAAACUAGUCCAGAGGAUCCACCCCGAGGUGGGGGCACUAUCCGAGUCUACCUCCCCAACAAGCAAAGGACUGUGGUGAAUGUUCGCCAAGGACAGACGGUGUAUGAGAGUCUAGAUAAAGCACUUAAAGUGAGAGGCUUAAGCCAAGACUGCUGUGCUGUAUUCCGCCUUCUCGAAGGUCGGAAGAGACUGACAGACUGGGACACGGACAUUACUCCUUUGGUUGGAGAAGAGCUAUUAGUCGAGGUCCUGGAUGACAUUCCCCUUACCAUGCACAACUAUGUACGGAAAACUUUCUUCAAGCUGGCUUACUGUGAUUUUUGCCACAAGUUCUUAUUUAAUGGCUUCAGGUGUCAGACAUGUGGAUACAAAUUUCACCAGCACUGCAGUAGCAAGGUACCUACUGUUUGCGUGGACAUGGACACAGUAACCAAACAGCGUCCCUGCACAGAUGAGUAUCCUCAGAUACUAUUGCCAGAAAAUUCCCCAUCACAGAGUAACAUAGCCUUUACACCAGAGCCUGCUGGGCUGGACCUCCUGUCACCAACAUCAGCCUUUCGCUUCCCCAUCCCCAGUGGAGAUGGCCAAUCUCUACAAAGGCAUCGCUCCACCUCGACACCCAAUGUUCAUAUGGUCAGCACAGUGAGCCCGGCUGUUGUCAGCAUUAUAGAGGAAGCAGUGAAAUUUAACAACACAAUAGGUCCUGAGCCAUCACCAAAGCCAUCCACUAGCCCACCCUCUUUAGGUUCUCCAGGGAGAAGACCGCCCAAGUCGCCUUCAGAGCACAAAGAACGAAAGCCCUCCUCCUCGGAUGACAAAAAAAAAGUACAUCGUGGGGGCUACAGAGACUCAAGUUACUACUGGGAGGUCCACUACCGGGAAGUCACGAUUCAGAAGAGAAUAGGAGCUGGCUCCUUUGGAACUGUAUUCAAGGGCAAGUGGCAUGGGGAUGUAGCGAUCAAGAUCCUUAAAGUCACAGAGCCGACGCCCGAACAGUUGCAGGCCUUUAAAAAUGAAAUGCAGGUCUUAAGGAAAACCCGACAUGUCAACAUCCUGUUGUUCAUGGGUUACAUGACUAAGCCCAAUUUUGCCAUAAUCACACAGUGGUGUGAAGGCAGCAGCCUGUACCGCCAUCUGCACGUCUCGGAAACCAAAUUUGACACUAUGAGGAGGAUUGACGUGGCCAGACAGACAGCACAGGGCAUGGAUUAUCUUCACGCAAAGAACAUUAUUCAUCGCGACCUGAAAUCAAACAAUAUUUUCCUCCAUGAAGGUUGGACUGUUAAGAUUGGGGACUUUGGCCUUGCAACAGUCAAGUCACGGUGGAGCGGCUCUCAGCAAGUCGAACAGCCUAGUGGAUCAAUUCUUUGGAUGGCUCCUGAGGUGAUCCGAAUGCAGGACAGCAACCCAUAUACAUUCCAGUCUGAUGUAUAUGGCUAUGGUGUCGUGCUGUUUGAACUGAUGUCGGGGACUCUACCAUACUCCAAUAUCAAUAACAGAGAUCAGAUAAUCUUUAUGGUGGGACGUGGUUACUUGUCCCCAGACCUCAGUAAACUCUAUAGUACCUCACCCAAGUCAAUGAAAAGGCUGAUCAUUGACUGCCUGAAGUUCAAACGGGAUGAGAGGCUCUUGUUCCCGCAGAUCCUUGUAGCCAUUGAGCAAGUACAGGACCUGUUGCCAAAAAUUGAGCGCAGUCGUUCUGAGCCCUCUCUCCAUCGGGCCGUCCACGCUGAGGACCUGAAUCCUCUCCUGUUCCACACCACUAGGCUGAUGCCACUCUAAGAUUCCUACAGCACUAGGCGGAAAGGAUCUACCCCUUUGUAAAACCACAGCAUUCCAGUGCCUCUGAGAGGCUUCAGCUGCUUCUGAUGCAGAAUUUCAUCACAAACUUUUCUGAGCCUUGGAGCUCCAGCACCCAGUAACACACUGCGGGAAAAAUCUUUAGGUCUUGAGUUCUUUUUUUAAAUUCUUCCAAUGAUGAACAGCUCGUUGAAAGAGGUGAUAUGUUUGCUUCUUCGUCGGCAAUUUCUCAUGUUUGUUGUAGAAUAUCUUUCAAAUGGGCAAUAGAUACUUCCUGAGGGGUCUCCAUUGCUAACGGAAAAUGAGCACUGCAACAUUGGCUAAUACAGGCUCAGAUCUUGGAAGGAUGACUGCGAUCAUAACCAAAACUGCACUUCACAUCAAAAUUGGUCUUUCUCAAAGCAUAGCCCGUUUGACAACCGUGUAGAGAUGUUUUUGUUCCACAGUACACCUCAAUAACUCCACUUCUCCAAUUACUUUCUAAUGAAAUCAUUUGUGUUUACAGUGUACUACAUGCAAUUUAUUGAUUUAUAACC